CUACUUUGGGCAAGAUGGCGGGGGUUGAGGAUAGUGCGACCCUGAGGCAGCCGCAUCUUUCUCGUCAGGAUCUCGCCAAUUUGGAUGUUACCAAGCUGACUCCACUCUCACGGGAAGUUAUCAGCAGACAAGCCACAAUUAACAUAGGUACAAUUGGUCAUGUUGCUCAUGGAAAAUCUACAGUUGUCAAAGCUAUUUCUGGAGUUCACACUGUCAGGUUCAAAAAUGAAUUGGAAAGAAAUAUCACAAUCAAACUUGGGUACGCUAAUGCCAAGAUUUAUAAACUUGAUGAUGCAAAUUGUCCUCGGCCAGAAUGCUAUAGAUCCUGUGGAAGUAGUACACCUGAUGAGUUCCCUACAGACAUUCCAGGGACCAGAGGGAACUUCAAAUUAGUCAGACAUGUUUCCUUUGUUGACUGUCCUGGCCAUGAUAUUUUGAUGGCUACUAUGCUGAAUGGUGCAGCAGUGAUGGAUGCAGCUCUUCUGUUGAUAGCUGGUAAUGAAUCUUGUCCCCAACCUCAGACUUCUGAACACCUGGCUGCCAUAGAAAUUAUGAAACUGAAACAUAUUUUGAUUCUACAAAAUAAAAUUGAUUUGGUAAAAGAAAGUCAGGCUAAAGAACAGUAUGAACAAAUCCUUGGGUUUGUACAAGGUACAGUAGCAGAAGGAGCUCCCAUUAUUCCAAUUUCCGCUCAGUUGAAAUAUAAUAUUGAAGUUGUCUGUGAGUAUAUUGUAAAGAAAAUUCCAGUACCUUUAAGAGACUUUACAUCAGAACCCCGACUUAUUGUUAUUAGAUCUUUUGAUGUCAACAAACCUGGCUGUGAGGUUGAUGACCUUAAAGGUGGUGUGGCUGGCGGUAGUAUUUUAAAAGGAGUAUUAAAGGUGGGCCAGGAGAUAGAAGUCAGACCUGGUAUUGUUUCCAAAGAUAGUGAAGGAAACCUUAUGUGUAAAUCAAUCUUUUCCAAAAUUGUAUCACUUUUUGCAGAACACAAUGAUCUUCAGUAUGCUGCUCCAGGGGGUCUUAUUGGAGUUGGAACAAAAAUUGAUCCCACUUUGUGCCGUGCUGACAGAAUGGUGGGGCAGGUGGUUGGUGCAGUUGGCGCUUUACCAGAGAUCUUCACAGAAUUGGAAAUCUCCUAUUUUCUACUUAGACGGCUUCUUGGCGUACGCAUAGAAGGAGACAAAAAAGCAGCAAAGGUGCAAAAGCUGUCUAGAAAUGAAGUGCUUAUGGUGAACAUAGGAUCCCUGUCGACAGGAGGCAGAGUUAGUGCAGUCAAGGCUGAUUUGGGCAAAAUAGUUCUCACUAAUCCUGUGUGCACAGAAAUAGGAGAAAAAAUUGCACUGAGCCGAAGAGUUGAGAAACACUGGCGCACUUUGAAUAUGAUAUCCCAUUGUCCUUUGACCAGCAAGUUUAAUUGGUUGGGGUCAAAUAAGAAGAGGAGUGACCGUGAAGCCAACAAGAGAUGAUGACUGAAGGAUAUCAGUUAAAAAAUACAUUUGGAUGAAGUCAGAUUUCUCUUACCUACUUUGAGGUGUAAUUUCAGAGCAGAGAAUACAUUUCACAGCUCAUCAUCUUAGAAAUUGUCAGGUUAUUCUAAUAUGUUUUGUGAAGAAAAUUUAGUCUCUACUACUAGAAUAAGUAAUAGGAUCUACAGUAAAUACCAAAAUUGGCAUAUUGAUGGAUUUAAUCCACAUUUUAGCAGAAAUUAAUCAUUGCUAAACUCUCAAAUUUGUGCAUCAAUUCAGGUUUGAAAUGAAACCAGCCCUUGUUCAUAGCUCACAUACCACUCAACCUGUUCGAAAUAAAGUUUUUCUUAUUUUUUUCAUGA
Messenger RNA from Miniopterus natalensis, 1828 nucleotides. NCBI's taxonomy places the organism in Eukaryota, Metazoa, Chordata, Mammalia, Chiroptera, Miniopteridae. The record is from RefSeq and is a predicted model, not a curated record.